Bipolaris zeicola 26-R-13 is the source of this 402-nucleotide messenger RNA. RefSeq lists its product as uncharacterized. Gene Ontology annotation, cellular component: ribosome; mitochondrial large ribosomal subunit. Gene Ontology annotation, biological process: translation. NCBI's taxonomy places the organism in Eukaryota, Fungi, Ascomycota, Dothideomycetes, Pleosporales, Pleosporaceae. Gene Ontology annotation, molecular function: large ribosomal subunit rRNA binding; structural constituent of ribosome. The coding region runs from base 1 to 402 and encodes 133 amino acids. The transcript is spliced from 3 exons. The record is from RefSeq and is a predicted model, not a curated record.
AUGAUUCAACUAAAGUCACUCGUCAAUUGCAUCGACAACUCGGGCGCCGCAAUCGUCGAGUGCGUCAACGUCCUGCGAUCGAAGCGCCCUGCCAAAGUCGGCGACCGCAUUGUCGUGGUGGUGAAGAAGCAGCGCAACUUUGGCCCCGAAACCGGCAACAGCGUGUCCAUCAGCGCAGCCAACAAGGUGCGGCGAGGCGAUGUGCGGCACGCAGUCGUCGUGCGCACCGCCAAGAAGUGGCAGCGGCCAGACGGCAGUGUCGUCAAGUUCGACGACAAUGCCUGCGUCCUCAUCAACAAGGCCGGCGAGCCCAUCGGAUCCAGAGUCAGCGGCGUCGUCGCUGCAGAACUGAGGCAGAAGCAAUGGUCCAAGAUCUUGUCCCUCGCCCCAAUGCACGUCUAA